AUGAUCACCCGAAAGCGAAAGAAAUCCAUCCCAAUUGAAAAAUCUGAAAAUCAUGCACUCCCUCCUCUCAAAUCAGAAGACUCUAUCAUUGCCAUUGAAGAUUUAUAUGCAACAUCAUCAUCAAACGUUUGUUCAUCAUCAUUGUGCACUGAGCAAAGGAAUGGAGAAAUUACAAAAAAGGAACAACAACCACAUGAUGAUUCAGAAUUUAUGAAAAAAUUCAAAAUGGAAUAUUAUUUAAUUAAAGAAUACAGAACGGCAAAUUUAACGGCACCGGUGGAUACAAUGGGAUGUGCUUCGCUUUCAGAUAAAGAUGCUGAUGAAAAAGUUCAAAGGUUUCAAAUAUUGGUAUCACUCAUGCUAAGUUCACAAACAAAGGAUGAAAUUACAGCAAAAGCAAUCAAAAAAUUGAAAGAAAACAAUGCACUCUCUGUUUCUCAAAUGGAUGAAUUAUCAGAAGAAGAAAUUCAAAAUUUAAUUUAUCCAGUUGGAUUUUACAAAAGAAAGGCAACUUAUUUAAAGAAAGUUUGUAAAAUUUUAAAAGAAAAAUAUGACAGUGAUAUUCCAAAUGAUGUGAAGGGUUUGCAAAGUUUACCAGGAGUUGGUCCUAAAAUGGCAUAUUUGUGUAUGAGUACUGCUUGGAAACAAGUCGAGGGCAUUGGUGUGGACACUCAUGUUCAUAGAAUUUCCAAUAGAUUAGGUUGGGUGCAUACAGAUACUCCAGAACAAACAAGGAAAGAAUUAGAAUCAUUUGUUCCUAGAGAAGAAUGGGAUGUCAUUAAUCACAUGUUGGUUGGAUUUGGUCAAACAAUUUGCAAACCAAUAGGACCUAAAUGUCUUGAUUGUGUCGUCAACAAAACAUGUCAAUUCUAUCAAAACAAUAAGGAUAAAAAAUCACCCAAAAAGAAAGUGAAAAAAGAGGAGGAAAUCGACUCAAGUAGUUCUCAAGACGACCAAGAAUGA
Messenger RNA from Naegleria fowleri, 963 nucleotides. RefSeq lists its product as uncharacterized. Gene Ontology annotation, biological process: nucleotide-excision repair; base-excision repair; base-excision repair, AP site formation. Gene Ontology annotation, cellular component: nucleus. The record is from RefSeq and is a predicted model, not a curated record. The transcript has 3 exons. NCBI's taxonomy places the organism in Eukaryota, Heterolobosea, Eutetramitea, Acrasida, Naegleriidae. The coding region runs from base 1 to 963 and encodes 320 amino acids. Gene Ontology annotation, molecular function: DNA-(apurinic or apyrimidinic site) endonuclease activity; oxidized pyrimidine nucleobase lesion DNA N-glycosylase activity; DNA binding.